Molecule: messenger RNA, 1539 nt
Organism: Strongyloides ratti
Lineage: Eukaryota; Metazoa; Nematoda; Chromadorea; Rhabditida; Strongyloididae
Product: Retinal dehydrogenase 2
Exons: 2
Coding region: 1-1539 (512 amino acids)
Molecular function (GO): aldehyde dehydrogenase (NAD+) activity
Source: RefSeq, a predicted model, not a curated record
AUGCUUAAAUUUAAUUUAUUAGCUAGAAAAUCAGUAAUUGCUGUUAGAACAUUAAAAGUUCCACCACCUGCUCUUACUUUUACACCUAAAUAUAAUAAGCUUUUUAUUAAUAAUCAAUUCGUUGAUUCAUGUAAUGGAAGAACUUUUGAAACUAUAAAUCCUGGUAAUAAUAAAGUUAUUACUUCGGUAUCGGAAGGAGAUCAUAUAGAUAUAGAUAUUGCUGUUAAUUCAGCAAGAAAAGCUUUUGAACUUGGUUCAGAAUGGAGAAGAAUGGAUGCGUCAUAUCGUGGAAUUUUACUUAAUAAAUUAGCUGAUCUUGUAGAAAGAGAUCGUAUCAUUCUUGCUACACUUGAAUCAUUAGAUAAUGGUAAACCAUAUCCAAUAGCGUAUAUUGCUGAUCUUGGAUUAUCAAUUAAAUGUCUUCGUUAUUAUGCUGGAUGGGCAGAUAAGAAUCAUGGAAAGACAAUACCAAUAGAUGGAGAUUAUUUUAGUUAUACAAGACAUGAACCAAUUGGAGUUUGUGGCCAAAUUUCAGCAUGGAAUUUUCCAUUACUCUUAUUAACAUGGAAAUUUGGACCAGCUCUUGCUAUGGGUAACACGAUGGUAUUUAAAGCUGCAGAACAAACUCCACUUUCUGCUCUUCAUUUUGCCGCUUUGACAAAAGAAGCUGGUUUUCCUGAUGGAGUUAUUAAUAUUAUUACGGGUUAUGGACCAACUGCUGGUAGUGCUCUUGCAAAACAUCCAAAUGUAGAUAAAAUAGCUUUUACAGGAAGUACUCAAAUUGGAAAAAUAAUUAUGAAUGAUGCAGCUAAUAGUAACUUAAAAAAAGUUACACUUGAAUUAGGUGGUAAAAGUCCUAAUAUAAUUUUUGAUGAUGUUAAUGUUGAUGAAGCGGUUAAACAAGCUGUUCAUGGAGUUAUGUUUAAUAUGGGGCAAUGUUGUUGUGCUGGAACUAGAACUUUUGUUCAAGCUUCUAUAUAUGAUGAAUUUAUUGAAAAAGCUAAAAAUACUGUUGAAAAGUUAAAGAUUGGUUCAGCAUUUGAAGAAGGAGUUGAGCAUGGACCACAAAUUGACAAGAAACAAGUUGAAACUAUUCUUAAGUAUAUUGAAUUAGGGAAAACUGAGGGGGCAAGACUUGUAACCGGAGGAUCAUCUUUAAAUCGUGAAGGAUGCUUUGUAGAGCCAACAAUAUUUGCUGAUGUUACUAAUGAUAUGACAAUUGCUCAAGAAGAAAUUUUUGGUCCAGUUUUUAGUAUCUUCAAGUUUGAAGAUGAAAAUGAUUUAGUUACAAAAGCUAACGAUACAAUUUAUGGUCUCGCAGCAGGAGUUAUGACAAAUAAUGUUAACAGAGCACUUCAUGUAGCAAACAAUAUUCGUGCUGGAACUGUAUGGGUAAAUUGUUAUGAUGUAUUUGAUGCUGCAGCACCAUUUGGUGGAUAUAAAAUGUCAGGAAUAGGAAGGGAGCUAGGAGAAUACGGACUUCAGGCAUAUUCGGAAGUUAAGACAGUAACAAUAAAAGUACCCCAAAAAAAUUCGUAA